This is a messenger RNA of Salvia splendens (bonfire salvia), 483 nucleotides long. RefSeq names its product protein FAM126B-like. The coding region runs from base 1 to 483 and encodes 160 amino acids. The record is from RefSeq and is a predicted model, not a curated record. The transcript has a single exon. Lineage: Eukaryota; Viridiplantae; Streptophyta; Magnoliopsida; Lamiales; Lamiaceae. Gene Ontology annotation, cellular component: plasma membrane. Gene Ontology annotation, biological process: protein localization to plasma membrane; phosphatidylinositol phosphate biosynthetic process.
AUGGCCACUCCUCCGACCCUAUGCACUCCUGGUGGGAGUCCAUCUCCAGAGCCCGCUCCCGCAUCCACCUUCUCUCCUCUCUCCUCCCUUCCUCCCCCCACCACGACCCCUCUCUCCCUCGCCGACACCGACCGCCCCGCCCGCUCCCUCCUCCUCUCCUCGUCCGCCUACUCUCUCCUCUCCUCCGCCCUCUCCGCCCCCUCCUCCGGCUCCGCCGACGACACCGUCUGCCACUGGCUCUACGACACCUACCUCUCCUCCGACCCCGAUCUCCGCCUCGUCGUCCUCUCCACACUCCCGCUCCUCGCCUCCGUCUACCUUCACCGGAUCCACCACCCCGACUCCGAAGCUCCGAGUUCCCUCUCCGGCUUCGAGGCCGUCAUCUUAGCGCUCUACACUUCCGAGACGAAAUCGCGCAACGGCAAGGCAGUCACCGUCACCAUCCCCGAUCUAUCGCAGCCGUCGCUCUAUCACGCUCCGUGA